GAUGGGAAUAGUGGUAGCAAAGAGCGUAACAACAUCGAUUGGGACACUGAUGAUGAAAUUGAGAUAAUGGAAAGUGUAGGCACUUCCUCUUGUUCGGGUCCUAUAUUUCCUAGUCGAAAAGCUAUUGCAGGCUCUAUGGAGAUUUUUGUUAUGAUAGGAGAAAGUAAUGCAGAAGCCGUACUUGAAUCUCUUCUUACAUUCUCGGCCCUUGAGAACCUUGCCCAAGAAAAAGAAGAUGUUUCUAAUGAACCAUGCUCUUCUAAGCCUGAAAGUGUUUUUAAGGAUGAGUUCUCAAAUGUGGAUAGCUGCCCUAGGAAUGAGGAACACACAGACCAAUUACUUAAGAAGGAUAUGGCAUUGUCACUUCUAAUGGAAAUGGGUUACCAAGCUGAGGAGGCUUUGACUGCCAUUGAAAGAUGUGGUUAG
Ilex paraguariensis (yerba mate) is the source of this 426-nucleotide messenger RNA. Lineage: Eukaryota; Viridiplantae; Streptophyta; Magnoliopsida; Aquifoliales; Aquifoliaceae. The record is from the annotation of a GenBank genome assembly.